AGUCUUUUCAGACGACAAAUUUGAAAGCCUCCCGAAACAGCUGAGUGCCUGGAAGAAAGUUUGAAGAUGGGAUGAAGGACAACAGGAGUGUAAGCGUAUCGAAAAGUGCUGCCCGGAUCUGAACACACCGAAGCGGUAGGAGCAACAGGUGUUCCAUGGCAGGAAUAUACCGGUAGCUUGUUUUGACGGCAAUGACUGUCCGCUACCGUCGACUUUGCAGAAUGAGUUAUAGAAAAUUGUUCACGGCGCUUCUCGGAGUUCUUCCUCUCCUGGCCAUUCAUCCGGUGAACGCGGCUAACUGCAAGGUUCGUGAGGGCACCUCAUGUGUUUGCGACAUGGAUGAUGGGAGUGGAUUUAUCAGCCUCAUGGACAUCAGCAACAACAACGGACCUAGUUCUAAACCAUUCUUUGAUAAUAUAAAGAAUAACAUAUACGAGUACUCAUUCAACCCGUGUACCGCCUACACGACGAACAAGUGCUCAAACAAUGUGGCCGUAUGUCAGACUAAUCAUGCUACGUGUGGACGUCAGCAAACCCAGUUUGAUAUGUCCACCAAUCCGCCCACAAUAACGUACCAGAACGGAGAUAAACUAAGUGGCCAUGCAAGAUUGUCCAUAUUCAAGUUAGUUUGUAACCAGGGUCAAGACCAUAAGCUAACCAUGGAUGGGGAGAAACCCUCGGGACAUUAUCAAUUCACACUCACGUCCAAGUAUGCAUGCGUUCAGAAACCAGCACCACCAGCCACCACACAACCGCCCCAGCCAGGUACCACACAAGCGCCGCAACCUCAGCCGACAACUGAAGGACCCGGGCCUCCACCAGCAGGCCCAACAUCUCCACAUCGUCACUCUGAGCAUAACUCCAUCAGCCUGGGCACCAUCAUGGAUGUGUGUCUCCUGUUGCUGGUUGUGACGUACUUGGCAGUCGGCAUGGCGUUUAUGUACGUGCGACGCGGUGCUCGAGGCAGGGAGGCUCUGCCUAACCUCACGUUCUGGAUGAUGGUGCCCGGCUUGAUCAAAGAAGGAGCUUUGUUCGUUUUUGAAAAAGUCAAAGGUCUGCGAGGCUUUCGGCGGGGUGGAUACGACGAGCUAUGAUAUGCCUGCCUUAGUUCCUACCUCGAGCUACUCCCCGACAACAUGUAUCAUGUAAUAUCGUGCAUGUGCUCUUUGCUCUCUGAAUGCCUUAGCUUGUAGUUAUGCUAUCUUCCCGGUGAAAAUAAACCUUCUUGAAAAUAUAACCUUCUUUGGAAAGCAUAGUUAGGCAACUAGUCAAUGUUCUGGUUUCGGUGAGAGCUAGUUGCAACCCAGCAACGACAAUCUUCACACGCAUAAUUGUAUUUUAUUAUAGGAAUUUAAUUAUUGCCCGGCACUUGACAUUUGAUUUUUGCUCAACUUAUUUCUAUUUCUCCCGAAUCUCAAUACAGAUUCAAAAUUGUCUCAUUCGUUUCAUUUUUUUCUUCCUUGAAAUGUGGGCUAGAGACGAUAGAAGCAUGUCAUGUCUGUAGAUGCGUUUAGUUUUAUCCACAUUACUGGACGAGAGAAUGUCAUAAUUGCUAUUCAUUGUCCACUCAUCCCGAAAUGCACGAUUGGCUCAUGCAUUAUUGAUUCGUAAGGUAGAAAAUAGCAACUAGGCUCAAUCAUCGACACACGCUCUUUAUACUGGUUCUGUACGAUACUUGAAUACCCGUGGUCUAAUGUCUGAUCAUUGGUGUUUUCAACCAUGAAACUCUGAGUUCAAACAAAAUUUAGCUUGUCCUUUCCUUUGGUUACCUCCUGUGUACUUGAAUCUCACCAUCUAAGGUUUUGAUCACUCUAGAAGGUUAGGGCGCACUGCCCACUUGUUAUUUGAAUUAUGUUGCCUUUGGUGGGGAACAUACUGUACGUCUGUAAUAGCCUUUGGUUGAUAUUUCUCGCGGUACAGUCAG
This is a messenger RNA of Sycon ciliatum, 1924 nucleotides long. RefSeq lists its product as uncharacterized. Lineage: Eukaryota; Metazoa; Porifera; Calcarea; Leucosolenida; Sycettidae. The record is from RefSeq and is a predicted model, not a curated record. The transcript is spliced from 7 exons. Gene Ontology annotation, cellular component: trans-Golgi network. Bases 192 to 1094 code for a protein of 300 amino acids.